This is a messenger RNA of Oldenlandia corymbosa var. corymbosa, 3668 nucleotides long. The record is from the annotation of a GenBank genome assembly. NCBI's taxonomy places the organism in Eukaryota, Viridiplantae, Streptophyta, Magnoliopsida, Gentianales, Rubiaceae.
CGGGAUAAUAAACUUGCCUUUAAAGGGGGAAAAAAGCCCUUAGAGGGGAAAAAAAACUGUCUUCGGGAGUCAUUUAUAAUUUAGGACCAUAUUGAUCCAAAAUAAUACUGAAUAGGAGGACUAAGCUGUAGUAACUAUUUUGGAAAUCAAAAUUCCAAACCCAAAACGUUUUUUCGGGCUUGUUUUUUUUUUUUUUUUAUUGUUUAUUUUUGGAAGUCUCACAUGCUCUCCAGCUAGUCUGAAACAUUUCUAUCAUUGUCUUCUCCGUUUCAUUACUUUGUGGGGCCGUUCUCUGCCGCUGUCACCGCCGCAAUCCGCCGUCGAACCAUACUGAUCCGGCUGCAAUCGCUGCCGACCACCAUUCACAUCCACUGACGUUUGUAAAACGCAAAGGCUUAGUUUGGCCUUUUGUGCUUGGAGAUCCACUUGGUGGAAAUGCUGUCCUCUCCUGUACACCCAACGAGAAAAUAGAAUUCAUUAAGAUUUGUUUCUGGAACUCUACUUUAUAGAACUGUCUUCCCCAUUCGACAUUAGUCAUUCUUAGAAAGGAGGAACUGGAGGGAUGCAAGUUUUUGGAAUUGAGAUAGGCUUUUGUCAAUGUCAGCUAUAUUGCGACGUUUCAGAUGGGUCAUAGCUGGUUUACACAGAGCCACACCUAAGAAACUGCAUAGUACUGAUGUAAGACCCUUCCCGCUUCUGUCUGACUUGCAAAAAGAGUUGCACUUGCGUGACACCAGCUCCGUGAAGCAAAAGCUUAAACAGCCUAAACGACCAAUGCUGGAGGCUGUCCAUGAGAUUGCCAUUUAUAUCCAUCGGUUUCACAACCUUGAUUUAUUCCAGCAAGGGUGGUAUCAGAUCAAAAUUACAAUGAGAUGGGAGGAUGAUGAGUACAGUUUGUUGGGAACUCCAUCAAGAGUUGUUCAAUAUGAAGGUUGUUUUUCCCCCCUUUAAGUACAUGAUUUGCAUCAAGAGCUUCGCCAAAAUAUUUUUCUUUCAUAUUGUCAUUGAUGAAGAUUUUAAACCAUAUCUUUUUUCUUGAUUGUGUGAUCUCUCUGUGAGAAAUUUUGGUUGAGAUUGCUGCUAAACUGAGACAUUUUGACCACUGUUGUGGUAGUUAUAAGUCUGGAUAAUAGAGAAGAUAAAAAUUCAUGUGGUAAACUAAUUUAGUAAUUCAAUUUUAGACUGUUUUUGGUUUGCCUCAGACCCUGAAGAGAGUGUCAAAGAUGUUUGCAAUGUGUGAAAAUUGAAUUAUAAGUUCCCGUUACUUCACAAGUUGCAACCAUCUUAUCUUAAUGUAUGCAACAGGAAAAUGUGUUUAUUUUUGUUGGGUUAUCAUUCUGCUGUUCUUUUAUUUCCACUACUGGCAUAUCAUGAAGGACAAUUGUCUUAAGCUCUAGAUUUUCUUCUUCAAUGUAAUUUAGCUCAUAAACAUGCUUGACCCAUGUAAUGCUCGCCUUACAAUGAUACCGUGAAUGGACUCACAGUUAUUUGUAAACGGAGUACUGGCCCUAGAUCAUCUUUUAAUCUAUGUUAUCAGUUGAUAUGUGGUUAAAUAAUGAUCUAGUCACAGUUGGUGUGUUUGUUGAACUGCAGCUCCUGAUUUAGGUUGUGAUGAUGUUAAUGGAAUAUGGAAGAUUAAUGACGAAGACCAUAGCUUUUCAUCUCAACCUUUUCGAAUCAGAUAUGCAAGGCAGGAUGUUUUUUUGUCUAUGAUGGUUGCUUUCAACUUUUCCUUAAGUAAAUAUGAGGGCUUAUCCACAUCAGCGGUUAUAUUGAAAUUUGAGCUUAUGUAUGCUCCUGUACUGGAGAACAGUUCUAAUUUGCAGGCUUCGUUGGAUUCAAGCCCGGCUGCAAUUCAUGAGUUUCGUCUCCCUCCCAAAUCUCUACUGGGACUGCAUUCAUAUUGCCCUGUUCAUUUUGAUGCAUUUCAUUCUGUUCUGCUUGAUACAAGUGUUCACACUAGCCUUUUAAAAGGGGGUCUUUUACCUGCCUCACCGCAGGUACAAAGUGCUUCACUUGUUCAUGAAGAUGCUGGUGAAAAUCAUGAUCUUUCAAAACAACAGGUGAUGCUGAUAAAGGCAUUUUCAACUGCUCGGGAUGUACUUAAGGAGGAGUUGCUAAACCUUGGGAAGGCUAUAAACGAAGCAGUCGAGAUCGAGAAUCUUACUUCUUCCUCAGAUCAGGAAGAUGUGGGUGUUCUGCAACAAUUGUCAAGCGAUACAAAUGAUUUGUUUGAGAAAUCAGACAGUAACUCUCAAAAUGAUGGAACUGUAUCUAAGGAUGAAUUAUUCUCUCUAUUCCACUCACUUGGAAAUCAAACAAAUGACUUGUGGAGUAUGUUUCUCAAGUUUCACAGGGCUAAUAAAUCAAAGAUUCUUGAAUAUUUAAGAGAUCAAUGGGCUAUUGAUCGCAGAGCUGAAUGGUCAAUAUGGAUGGUGUAUUCUAAGGUCGAGAUGCCCCACCAAUACAUAAGUAGUGCUGUUGAUGAUUCCACCUAUCAUGCAAAUCGCGGAAGAGCACCCGUGUUACGGAAAAUAACUGAGGAUCCUGCCCAAACUGCAGCCAUGCGUGCAGAGCUUCAUAGACGGAGUAUUGCCCAAAUGAAGAUCAAUAACAGGUCCAUUCAAGACAUGCAUAUAUUUGGAGAUCCAGCAAGGAUCCCCAUCAUAAUUAUAGAGCGUGCUGUGAAUGCACCUCUGCGUUCAACAAGUGGAAAUUCAUACUUCAGUCGUAUGGAUCCAAAGAACAAAUUGAGCCCACUUUCUGAAGUUGGAUCCAGAGGCCCAGAGAAAUUAUCUGUUGCUGGCACUCGGCAAAGUGGUCGUGUGCUCAAGAUUGUUGUCUUCGUUCAUGGUUUCCAGGGGCAUCAUUUGGACCUGCGACUUGUUCGAAACCAGUGGCUUUUGAUUGAUCCCAAGGUAGAAUUUCUAAUGUCAGAAGCCAACGAAGAAAAGACAUCUGGAGAUUUCAGGGAAAUGGGACAAAGACUAGCACAAGAAGUAGUUGCAUUUGUCAAGAAGAAAAUGGAUAAAGUUUCUAGAUCCGGAGGCUUACGAAGUAUUAAACUAAGCUUUGUUGGACACUCAAUUGGGAACAUCAUUUUACGAACCGCAUUGGCAGAGAGCAUUAUGGAACCAUACCUCAGAUUCCUGUAUACCUACGUCUCAGUUUCUGGUCCACAUCUAGGUUAUUUAUAUAGUUCAAACUCAUUGUUCAAUUCUGGACUCUGGCUCCUGAAGAAACUUAAGGGGACACAGUGUAUUCAUCAGCUUACUUUCACUGAUGAUCCAGAUAUCCAAAAUACUUUUCUUUAUAAACUUUGCAAGCAAAAGACAUUGGAAAAUUUCAGAAACAUCGUCUUGUUAUCUUCACCACAGGACGGUUAUGUACCAUAUCAUUCCGCUCGAAUUGAAAUGUGCCAAGCAUCUUCUGGAGACAACUCAAAGAAGGGCAAAGCUUUCCUGGAGAUGCUUAAUGAUUGUUUGGACCAGAUACGAGCACCCUCCUCUGAGCCUAGGGUAUUUAUGCGUUGUGAUGUGAAUUUUGACUCUUCCUUGCAAGGGAGAAACCUAAACACAAUAAUUGGUCGGGCAGCUCACAUAGAAUUCCUUGAGUCUGACAUAUUUGCUAGAUUCAUUAUGUGGUCAUUUCCGGAACUGUUCCAAUGA